Molecule: messenger RNA, 2577 nt
Organism: Lichtheimia ornata
Lineage: Eukaryota; Fungi; Mucoromycota; Mucoromycetes; Mucorales; Lichtheimiaceae
Exons: 12
Coding region: 1-2577 (858 amino acids)
Biological process (GO): intracellular calcium ion homeostasis; transmembrane transport; monoatomic cation transport
Cellular component (GO): membrane
Molecular function (GO): monoatomic cation transmembrane transporter activity
Source: RefSeq, a predicted model, not a curated record
AUGUCCGUGCAACUCAAUAGACGGCCGGCACUCUUGGUCGUAGUCUGCUUCAUUUCAUUCGCUAUCCUAUCCCAUUUCAUAACAACGCCAUCCUCCUCUGGUAUCGACGUAUCCGAUCAUCAUGCUUCCUUGGAUCUAUUAUCAUCGCAUCACAAAGAGUGCACUCAUGUUGAGCGGCAUCCGGAUCAAUGUGCCUUUGUCAUGAAGACUUGUAAAGGGUUCAGCAAAGUCUACUUGGCGUUCUACUAUUGCUCUGAAGUAUGGAAACCUAUAUCAAUGACGCUAUUGGUCACUGGUCUGCUGAUGCUCUUUGGCGCUGUCAGUGUGGCGGCAUCCGAUUUCUUUUGCCCCAAUCUACAAACCAUAUCCGCCAAACUGCAACUAUCUGAAAGUAUGGCCGGAGUCACGGUAUUGGCAUUCGGCAAUGGCAGCACAGAUCUCUUUAGCACGUUUAGCGCGAUGAGUUCUGGAUCAGGGUCGUUGGCUAUUGGUGAACUUAUAGGGGCAGCCUUUUUGUUGGUAUCGGUGGUAUCAGGAUCCAUGGGCAUUAUUCGGCCAUUCAAAUCCAAGCGGAUCACAUUUAUGCGUGAUGCAUCGUUCCUUGCUGGUGCUGUCAUGAUGUUGACUUGGAUCGUGUAUCAUCAACGUAUCUUCUGGUACCAUGGCAUGGCUUUGAUCGCGUUCUAUGUGACCUACGUAUUCGUGGUUGUCUUUGGUGCAUUUCAACUUCCUGGAUCUGAAACACCUGCAAAGCUUGAAUACAAGUCAUCUGCUACUAGCGGCAUCGAUCAGGAUCAGUUGACAGAAGCAAGUCGUUUGUUACAACAUGAAGCUGGCAAAAAGCCUCCUCGUCUAAACAUUCCUAUCCAUGGUUUUGCAUCACAACAUUCUUUUUCAUCGCAUGAAUCCCAUCUUGGUCACAUCAUUCGUCCAGUAUCAUCAAAUUCAUCUUAUCGAUCAUCGUUGCAUAUUGAUGGUAUGAACGUACCACGCACAACAAGCACGAAUGGUUCCAUUUCUACUCGUCUUUCGCGACAUGCCAUGACACCUCGUGUUGGUAUUCGAACAUCUCUCUUUAGUGCUAUCGAAUUUCAAGAACAAGUAACGACCAUACGACGCACAGGCAGCACAAGCAGUACGGUCAAUCGUCGAAGAGAUAUAUCCAAUUGGGGGAACAUUUCAUCAAGAAGAUCCAAUCAAUCUCUUGGCUUGUUGAGUGCAGCAUCAUCAUCAGGAGCUCAAGGUCGUACACGAUCUUCGACAGUGGGUGAUCGUCUGAUGCCCACGGGUAUGCGUCAUACGACUCCCACCACCGCUACCACGCCAGAUAGCACACACAGCAGCACGGGUAUUGCUGAAGACUACUUUACAUACAUCUCCACCAAUCAACAAAACCAAAACAGCAAAGCGGCUAUUCCUGAAAUUCGUCUUCCUACAACCAAUGGUACCCUGCUAGAGGAUCAUCAACACCAUCAUCAUCACUCGCCCCAAGGAGGUGAAAUUGCUAUUCGUGUCCCGCAACUACCAUCAGCUCCACAACUACAAGCACCAUCAACAUCCCCUUCUCGACCGGUUUCUCUUCUUGAGAAAGCUAUCCCUGAUAGUCUAUUUGACGAUGUCCUUCCUACGCUUUUUCCAACCUUGCAGAAUUGGGAUGAAAAGACCACCUUUGCCAAAUUGAGCUCUUUGGUAGCUGCCCCUGUGGUCUUGAUGUUGACAGUGACUUUGCCAGUAGCUGAGGAUGCUCAAGUGGAUGACAUUCAAGUGGUAACACAAGAGGAUGAUGAAAAUGGCGAUACCAUUUCACACAAAGGACGCUUGCCCACUGCAGCUGGUACAGACGAAGACGUGGUUGAAACUUUAUCUGUGGGAGAAGAUAUGGUCGAUGGAUCCAUCAACGAAGAAAAGACACCAUGGUGUCGCUGGCUAUUGGCAACCCAAGCUAUACUUGCCACCACGUUUAUCUUUAUCGUUAUGGCACUCAACGGCUUCAUAUCCCCUCAAUAUAUAUUUAUCGGUACCAUCCUUGGAUCUAUGCUUUCGGCCCUUGUGCUCUUUACCACCAAAAGCCAAGAACAACCAUCAUGGUUCUGGAUGGUCUCAUUUGCAGGUUUUAUCAUUGCUCUCCAUUGGAUCUUUUUAUUGGCCAACGAAAUGGUCAGCCUAUUACAAGCUCUUGGGACGAUUCUUAAUAUCAGUGAUGCUAUCAUGGGGUUGACCAUCUUUGCAUUUGGCAACAGCAUUGGUGACUUGGUGGCAAACACGGCCAUUGCUAAGAUGGGCUUUCCAACAAUGGCUAUUUCAGCAUGUUAUGCUGGUCCCCUUCUCAAUAUGGUGCUUGGUGUUGGCAUCUCUUCCACGUAUCAAGCGCUCAAGACUGGUGUACCAUACAAGCUUGAUAUUGCACCAUCCAUCCUGGUAUCCAGCACAGGUCUCAUCAUUGUGCUUUUGAGCACGCUGGUUGUCGUCAAUUUGAAUGGAUAUUGUAUCAACAAGGAGCUUGGAUGGUGGAUGAUCAUUGUCUAUUGCAUAUGCUGUGUCAUUAACGUAUUAUUGGAAUGUGAUGUAUUCGAGUAG